Messenger RNA from Lactuca virosa, 600 nucleotides. The record is from the annotation of a GenBank genome assembly. Lineage: Eukaryota; Viridiplantae; Streptophyta; Magnoliopsida; Asterales; Asteraceae.
AUGCUAAGGCGUGUUGAUCUUCAAAAUUCACUUCUUGUACAAUACUUGGUGUCAAUUGAUUCAACUGUUUCUAUCGGGGUUCUUCCAUCGAAAGGGGCUGAGGGUUCUUCGAAAGCUGCUAAAGUACCAAAAAAGAAAAAGCAAACUGAGAAACCACCAACUGUGGUGGAUGAGGUUUCUAAAGAAAUUAUUCUUUCGAAAACUGGCAUUCUCAAGCAUACCAAGAAACCAGCCAAGAGACCUCAUGAUUCUUCAGUCAGGUCAUCUGUUCAAGAAUCUGAAAUCGAGACAACUAAGCAAACACAGGUUGAUUCUUCGCAUACUCAUUCAUCACAGAAGGGUAUCAAGAAGAUUAGAAAGCCUCAGUUCAACAGGAGAGGUGUAUUGUUUAGAGAAGUGCAUGUUCCUGUCGUUCCAACUUCGAAGAAACUACAAGCAUUGGAUAUGGCUCAGAAAUUGCAAAAAAAGAAAAGUAAGCACCAAGAUCCACUUGACCAAGUCACUAUCGAAGCUGAUAACGAUAGUGACAGUGGAAGAUUGGAUAUUCAAAAUGAUUAUUCUAGGCAUGAGUCACCUCGAAGGGAUUCUUCUCUCAAGUAA